GUGAACACAAUGAGCCUUGGUUUAUGCGUCUGAAUGCAACUGGAGAAGUCCCUGUGCUCAUUCAUAGAGAAAAUAUAAUAUGUGAUGCAACUCAGAUUAUUGACUACCUUGAAGAGACUUUUACAAAUGAAAAAACACCACGGCUAAUGCCAGAAGAAGGAAGCAUGUACUAUCCAAGGGUUCAACAUUACAGGGAGCUCUUGGAUUCCUUGCCUAUGGAUGCUUACACACAUGGCUGCAUUUUACAUCCUGAAUUAGCAGUAGAUUCUAUGAUUCCAGCUUAUGCCACAACAAGAAUUCGAAGCCAAAUAGGUAACACCGAGUCUGAAUUAAAGAAACUUGCUGAAGAAAACCCAGAUCUGCAGGAUGCAUAUAUAGCAAAACAGAAACGUCUCAAAUCUAAACUGAUGGAUCAUGAUAAUGUAAAAUACUUGAAGAAAAUACUGGAUGAACUGGAAAAAGUUUUGGAUCAGGUUGAGACUGAGUUACAAAGGAGAAAUGAAGAAACACCAGAAAAUGGGCACCAACCUUGGCUCUGUGGUGAGUUUUUCAGCUUGGCUGAUGUAUCCCUUGCUGUUACAUUGCAUCGUUUGAAGUUCAUUGGACUGGCAAGGAGAAACUGGGGGAAUGGAAAACGGCCUAACUUGGAAGCCUACUAUGAACGUGUCUUGAAAAGGAAAGCAUUUCACAAGGUUUUAGGACAUGUGAACAACAUAUUAAUCUCAGCAGUUCUUCCAACUGCAUUUCGAGUGGCCAAGAAGAGAGCACCCAGGGUCCUUGGCACUACUCUUCUGGUUGGCUUCUUAGCAGGAGCAGGGUAUCUUGCUUUUGUUUGUCUUAGGAAAAGAUUUCCCAACAUGCUAUUGUUGAUUAGAGCAAAGCAAAGUUAUCAAUAG
Molecule: messenger RNA, 896 nt
Organism: Varanus komodoensis (Komodo dragon)
Lineage: Eukaryota; Metazoa; Chordata; Lepidosauria; Squamata; Varanidae
Gene: GDAP1
Product: ganglioside induced differentiation associated protein 1
Exons: 5
Coding region: 24-896 (290 amino acids)
Biological process (GO): mitochondrial fusion; mitochondrial fission
Cellular component (GO): mitochondrial outer membrane
Source: RefSeq, a predicted model, not a curated record